Molecule: messenger RNA, 3447 nt
Organism: Folsomia candida
Lineage: Eukaryota; Metazoa; Arthropoda; Collembola; Entomobryomorpha; Isotomidae
Product: DNA repair protein complementing XP-G cells
Exons: 8
Coding region: 241-3420 (1059 amino acids)
Biological process (GO): nucleotide-excision repair
Cellular component (GO): nucleus
Molecular function (GO): DNA endonuclease activity; single-stranded DNA binding
Source: RefSeq, a predicted model, not a curated record
AAACGUGAAAUAAACAUUUGCAUGAGACAACAAACAACACAUUGCAUAUUAACAUUAAAUGUUCUGCAAUUAAUUGUGCGGAGAUUUAACUAUUUUUUUAUAAUUGCAUCAUUGGUGAUUUCAAAGAGUGAGUACCAGUGCGGCGGUAUAAUUGGGACACUAUCAAUAAUGUUUUGUUUUGCGUUUGUUUUGUAGAUAACUGGAGAAUAAAGUUUCACAUUACGAGUUAAUAGUUUGAAAAUGGGAGUUCAAGGUCUUUGGCAGCUGUUGGAACCUGCCGGUCGUCCCGUUGAAGUGCACACUUUGAGAGGAAAAAUUCUUGCCGUGGACGCCUCUAUUUGGUUACACCAGCUUGUGAAAGGAUUCCGUGACAAGGAUGGCAACCCGCUACCAAAUGCUCACUUGCUUGGAGUGUUUUACAGAGUUUGUAAACUUCUGAGUUACGGAAUCAAGCCGAUUUUUGUGUUUGACGGAGGCGUUCCAAUUCUUAAGCGACAAACGUUGGCAGGAAGACGAAAACAUAAACUGGAAGCUAUCGACAAAUCUGAGGUAGCACGACAAAAGUUGUUAUCCAAUUUUAUCCGACAACAAUUGCAUCGAGGGACGAGACCGGUAGAUCCAAAUCAACAAUUGGAUCCUCAAAUUGCUUCCUCCUCUGCUUCGUCAAGUUCACCGAAAAAAUCAUCCACUGCUACUUCAUCUCCAACGAAGAGGGAUAAAUUUCAGGAUGUGGAUCUCGAAUUACAAAAGUUUAGAGAAAAAUUUGCCUCGAGCACUGAAAUGGAUGUUGAUCGUGUCGACAAAACCUGUAUCAAAGUCGACACAGUAGACGAUGAUGAGGAUGACAGUUCGGAUGAGGAGCGAUCUCGUAGAUACGGAAUGGAUUACGCGGAAAACUUUUCUGCCAUCACCUCCAAAGAUUUUAACGUUCUUCCACUUGAAACGCAACACGAGAUCUUGUUUGAAAUGCAAGAAUCCAGGAAGAUGAAUUCAUGGGGAAAAAUGGAGCAAAUGCCAAAUAAUUUGCAAGACUUUAGUAGUUAUCAAAUGGACAGACUUGUGAAGAGGAGAUUUUUACAAAAGAAAAUUCAAUCCGUUCAGCAGGAGAUGGGAAAGCGACAUAUUCAUGUCCAAAAUUUGGACGAACUUUUAAAAAUGAAUUAUAAUUUUGAUAGCGAUGACGUUGUUGGAUCUAAAGAUAAAGGAUUCGUUCUUGUGAAGAAAAGUCCGCUUAAAAAGAUACAGAAUAAGGAUUCAGAGGAAAGUUCAUCACUUACGAUGGACGAGGACUCAAACAGCAUGAAAACUUUGGUUGACAAGGUUGACACAGACAGUGAAACUAAUGAUUUUAACAAAACAGUAUCCAACGACGAAACAUUUAACUUGGCAUCCGGUUCAGCAAGGUCACCGUCCAAUUCAAAUCAACUAGCUUCUGAUUUAGACGAGGAAGAACAAAUAGCACUAGCAAUCAAAUUAUCCUUGGAGCAAAGUAGCACUGAUUCUACUAUUGUUACAGUAUCUCCCACAAAGGAAAUCAGCACAAAAGAACAAGAUAUUAUAAAGGGUAAUGAUGAAUUAAAAGUCCAAAGCGGUUCAACAAAUAAACAUAUCUCACCAUCUAAACCGCUGGUAAUCCUCCCUGCAGCAUCAUCAAGUUGUUCCAAAUUUUUAGAUGUUGUUGGAUUUUCAUCUCGAGCUGUUUCAAGUGGAACAACUCCCACUAAAAAAAUUCCUGAAAGUGUUAGCGAAAGUGACGAAAGUGAUGAUGAUUUUGAUGAUGUAGAAGAAGAAGGGGAAUCCAUUGUGCAAGAAAUUGGUGAAAAUAAUAAGGAACAUGACAUCGUCAACAACCUAUUAAAUAAUUCGUCGCAAGUUAACAACAACAACUCGGGGUCUAGUACCUUUGCAAUUGCAACAAUAAAUAUCGCAGAUGUGGUUUCUUCUUCAGCACAAAGUGACGGAGAUGACAUGUUUGCUGACAUUUUCGAAAAUGAUGAGAAUACUGAGAUAACGCCAAAUAGGGAUGUUGAAAGACAAGAGUCAAAGCCACGCGUGGAGGAAGCAAUUAAUUGGGAUUCAGACCCUGAUACCGAGUUCAUUGAAGAGUUGGGAAAAAAGACCCCAAUUAAAACCGUCCAAGAAACUGGAAACCAGGAAAUUAACCGAACGCUUGGAAGAAUGCCCCAGCAGUCAAAUUUUACAGAAGUUAGGAUGAUAACAGCCGAAUAUAUGCAGGCUCAGGAAAGUUUGAAUGCUGAAAGAACAAAACUGCAGUCUGAGAAAGGAUUUCAGGCACGUGUUGCGACAUCAAUUUCAGAUCAGAUCAGUGUAGAAACGCAAGAAUUGUUAGGAUUGUUCGGGAUUCCAUACAUCAUUAGCCCUCAUGAAGCAGAAAGUCAGUGUGCGUUUUUAGAUGUUGCUUGUUUAACGGAUGGAACAAUUACUGACGACUCAGACGCUUGGCUGUUUGGUUCAUUACGCGUUUACAAGAAUUUUUAUGGACAUAAAUCCAUAGAGUUUUAUCAACUUGCAGACAUUACACAGAACUUGAAUCUGGACAGAGAAAAACUUGUACUAAUAGCCAUGUUGAGUGGGGGUGAUUACAGUGACGGGAUUGAGGGUGUCGGGCCAGUGACGGCGUUGGAAAUUUUGGCUGAGUUUCCUACGAAUGAAAUUAGUGCUUUCGACACCUUAGUAAAGUUCCGUGAGUGGUGGGACAUGAUAAAUCUUCCAGACAUCAGUAUACCAGAAGACAUGCCUAAAAUUCGCGAAAAACUUAAAAAAUUAAAACUGCAACCUGGGUUUCCAAGUGAAGCCGUGUAUCAGGCAUAUAUGAAUCCUUCAAUUGAUACCUCGACAGAAACAUUUCGAUGGGGAAAUCCAGACCUUGAUGCAAUAAAAACCUACGCCUCCAAUAAGUUCGGGUGGGAUCAGGCUAAAUGCGAUUCAAUGUUGCUGCCCGUUAGUAAGAAUUUGCAGUGUCAAAUGGACAAAUUGAAACAACCAACUUUAGACAGCUUUCUACUCUCAAAUCGUCAAGAUUUGAAUCAACCUGUUAAACGAAAGCGAGGAAGCAAACGUCUCGACAACGCCUUCAAGAAACUCAAACAAAAUAGUAUUCCAGUCGAUGAGGUGGCACUAAGUUCCGAAUCAAGUUCUGAAGAAGAAGUCUUGGAAGAAUCCCCUCCUCUUCGUCCUAAGAAGAAAGUACCACCGCCCCCACGUCCAAAGGCGAAACUCAAUAAUGAUUACAAGAAAAACGAAGAACCUUCAGCAUCUCGUUCACUAGAGGAAAUUAAUGUAAACCUACAUCGUAACAAAACUGUCAAUAUUCCUCAAGUGAUGCAAAGCGCCACAGAUCAAUCUCGUGCUAAGCAAAAGGCGAUAGAAAUAUUCAAGUCAAAGAACACAAAGAAAUAAACAAGCAACAUUUUAAUAAUCAAUUUA